AGAGCAUGUUAAAGUGAUUAUUAAAAUGAAUAUGAUUAUGUUAUUUUUAUGACCAACGUUGUUAAUAACAUGAUCAUGUUUUAUUUAAAGGUGCAUUUAUUUCUAAUUUUUGCCCAACGGUAAUAUAGAUUUAAUUGCAUAGACAGUUAUAUGUUUAAUUUGACCAACGUUAGAUUAAUACAUAUGAUUGUUAUAUUGAUGUCAUUUAAAUUGUAAUUUCAGGAGGCUUUCAUUUGAUGAGUUGCCUAAAAGAAGUUCCAACACUCAGAGGUGACAACCACACUGAGUGGAGGAAGAAAGUUGAACUGGCGUUUCUUUGUGCUGAUCUUGACUGGGUUGUGGAGAAACCACAGCCGGUCAGACCCACAGAGCCAGUAAGAGAGGCUACUGACGAUGAUGCUGCAUGGGCUAAAAAGAGAGGGGACUAUGCUCCUUUGGAGCAGUCCUACCUCAUAGAUAAUCAAAAGUGGGUCAAUGCAAAUAAAAAAUGCAUGGCCUUUAUAAAGAACACCAUUGAGAGCGCCAUUGUGGGCUCCAUUGCAGAGUGCACUUCCGCAGGGGAGUUGCUCUCAAAGAUAAAGAGCCAGUUCACUGGCUCUUCAAAGAUAUAUGCCACCCAGGUGUUAGAGCAACUGGUGACAGAAAAAUACAGAGGUGGCAGUCAUGGCAUAAGAGAGCACAUCCUCAGGAUGAGCAAUAUGGCUGCAAAGCUCAAACCAAUGGAUGCGGAUCUGGAGAUCAAACCAGCGCUCCUGGUCCACCUUGUCAUGGCUUCAUUGCCAAAGGAGUUUGAAGCUUUUGUAGUGAACUAUAAUAUGUCACCUGGAACAUGGGACGUAGAAAAGACAAUAGCAAUGUGUGUUCAAGAAGAGGAGAGACUAAAAGCCUCACAUGGUGGUACACUCAACUAUGUGCAUGGUCACAAAAGAAAGAAUUACAAUCUAAACAACAAAAGUUCUCCUUCAAAGCCACAAGGAAAAGUUUCCUAUCAGCAUCAGCGUCAGCAACAGCCUUUCUCAGUGGACAAAGACACUUGUCUCCACUGUAAGAAGACCGGGCAUUACAAGAAAGACUGUCCCGUUUGGCUAAAGUCGAUCAUGGCAAAAAGAGGGAUUCCAUUCGACGCGGACUACGCUAAGAAGCGAAAGACGCAUUGAAGUGGCGAACGGAGUUGAAGCAGAAGUUGAAGCUGUCGGUGAUAUCUCCUUGGAGUUAGCUGAUGGAUUCAAUCUUCUACUUAGAGAUGUUUUAUUCGUUCCAUCAUGUAAUAGAAACUUAAUAAGUGUUUCUUGCUUGGACAAAGAUAAUUAUGAGUGUUAUUUUGGACAUGGCAAGUGUGCCAUUUGGUUAAAUAAUGCUUAUGUGGGUGAUGCUUUACUACAUGAUGAGCUUUAUUUGUUAUCACUUCGUGAAAAAGUCUAUUCCGUUUGCAAUGUGAAAGAACAUGUUUCUGCGUCGAAUAAAGUACAAAA
This is a messenger RNA of Aegilops tauschii subsp. strangulata, 1472 nucleotides long. RefSeq lists its product as uncharacterized. Gene Ontology annotation, molecular function: nucleic acid binding; zinc ion binding. The record is from RefSeq and is a predicted model, not a curated record. Lineage: Eukaryota; Viridiplantae; Streptophyta; Magnoliopsida; Poales; Poaceae.